Entrophospora candida is the source of this 317-nucleotide messenger RNA. The record is from the annotation of a GenBank genome assembly. Lineage: Eukaryota; Fungi; Glomeromycota; Glomeromycetes; Entrophosporales; Entrophosporaceae.
UUAUUGCCUUUAUCCACACGUUUAUUGAUAAAUUAAUAAAAAAUACAAUGAAUUUUCAAAAUAGUCAAGGUGAUGUUCCUUCACCGGAUGCACCUAACGUUCCUAAUAAUUUGAACAACGAUAAUAUAUCCCAUCAGAAUACAAAUGGUGAUAAUUCAAACAAGGAUAUGCUUUUUAUAGCUGUUCAGCUUUUAACAUCAGCAACAACAGCGGCGGUAACAGUCUCAAAAGAGGCUGCAAUAGCAUUAUUAAUAUUUAACUUAGUAGCUGUUUGCUUCUUAAUUAUGAUAAAAAGAAAGCUAUUAGAUAAAUUUUGA